UUCAACUGAAAGCUCCUUCCUCUCUCUCUCUCUCUUGACUCUUUGUCCAGUGGAAGACCUCCGUUUCUCUCUCAUCUCUGCACCUUUUUCUCUCUCUAGAAAGCAUUUUCACUUUACCCCUUCACUUUCUCGUCCGUGUUUCAUUUUGGCCAAAUUUUCUUGCAACCCCACUUACUGAAGACUUGGGAGGACCACCGGCCGGCGUAAAGAUCGAAGCUUUCCGGCCUCCAUGGACAACCGCCGGCCGCCGCCAACAUUUCCCGGCUGAAAUUCUGACGCAGUUUCUUCCUCGGGUAUUUUGAUUGGUGGGCUGUUUUGAUUUUUUUUGAAGAAGAAGGAGAGAUUUGGUGGUAGAUGGCGGAGGAGAAUAGCGGCUCGGCGGCGACGCAGGUGGGGCGGGGCCCCGGCGGCAGGAUGACGGAGGAGGAGGCGCACAAGAGGUACGACGGGCUGAUAACUGUACGGAAUAAGGCGAUAAAAGGGAAGGGGGCUUGGUACUGGGCUCACCUUGAGCCCAUGUUGGUCAGGAACUCCGACACCGGAGUACCGAAAACCGUGAAGCUCCGGUGCACAUUGUGCGACGCCGUUUUCUCCGCCUCCAACCCUUCCCGGACCGCCUCCGAGCAUCUCAAGCGAGGGACUUGCCCCAAUUUCAGCUCCCUCGUCAAGCCUAUUGCCUCUCUCCCGCCUCCCCAGCAGCACCCGCAGAAUCACCGGAAACGCAACUCCUCCGGCGGAAAUCGCGCCGCCGGGAACACCUCUGCCUCGGCGAACUACGAAGUCCCCCCUCCUCUCCCCAUCGUUGACCAAUCGAGAUUCUUGCCGGAGCUUUCGUACCCGCCCAUGUCCACACCCGUCCCCGCUGUUUCUUCCUCCUCCGCCGCACACGGCGGCCCCGGAAUGUUCACGCAGCACCAUCCCCCGCCGCAUAUGGUGUUAUCCGGCGGAAAGGAGGAUUUGGGAGCUCUGGCGAUGCUCGAGGACAGCGUGAAGAAGCUGAAGAGCCCCAAAUCCUCGCCGGCCGGGCCCACACUGAGCAAAACCCAGAUUGAUUCCGCCUUCGAUCUCCUCGCCGAUUGGGUCUACGAAUGCUGCGGCGCCGUCUCCUUCUCCAGCCUCGACCACCCCAAAUUCAGGGCUUUCUUGAAUCACGUCGGUUUGCCCCCAAUUUCAAGGAGAGAACUCGCCGGUUCCAGAUUGGACGCCAAGUACAACGAAGCCAAGGCCGAAUCCGACGCCAAAAUCCGAGACGCCAUGUUCUUCCAGCUCGCCGCCGACGGCUGGACGGGGAAGAAGAAACAGGGAGGGCAUUUCGGGGAGCCGAAUUUAGUAACCCUAUCCGUGAACCUCCCAAACGGAACCAGUGUGUUUAGAAAGACGGUUUUGACCUCUGGCUAUGUGCCUUCCAAAUACGCAGAGGAUGUUUUAUGGGACACUGUCACGGAGAUUUGUCCCAAUAGUGUCCAUCAAUGUGUGGGCAUUGUUGCAGACAAGUUCAAGUCAAAGGCAUUGAGGAACUUGGAGAGCCAGCAUCAAUGGAUGGUCAACAUCUCCUGCCAGUCCCAAGCAUUCAACAAACUGAUCAAAGACUUCGCAAAGGAGCUCCCUUUCUUCAAGAACGCCUCCGACAACUGCGCCCGCCUCGCGAACUUCAUGAACAGCAAGUCGCAGGUCCGGAACGCGCUCCUCAAGUACCAGGUGCAGGAGUACGGGCACGCGGAGCCCCUGCGGGCCCCGCGCGAGAGCUCGGACUUCGAAAUGGCCGUCUCGCUGGUCGAGGACGUGCUGAACUCGACCAAGGCGAUUCACCUCGCCGCGACCGACGAGUCGUGCAAGUCGUCGUUGCCGUCCGAGGUCGGGGAUUUGGUGAGGAACCCGCGUUUCUGGAUCGAGCUCGACGUGGUCUAUUCGCUUGUGGACGUGGUCAAGACGAUGGGCCGGGAGAUCGAGGCCGAGAAGCCGAGGGUCGGGCAAUGUCUCCCUCUUUGGGAGGAGCUAAGAGUGAAGGUGAAGGAGUGGCGCUCGAGGUACCACGUUGCCGAGGGACCCGUGGAGAAGAUCAUCGAUAGAAGGUUCCAGAAGAACUACCACCCCGCGUGGGCCGCGGCGUUCAUUCUCGACCCGCUCUACUUGGUCCGGGACUCGAGCGGGAAGUACCUCCCGCCCUUCAAAUGCCUGACGCCCGACCAAGAGAAGGACGUCGAUAGGCUCAUAACGAGGCUCGUGUCCCGGGAGGAGGCCCACAUCGCGCUGAUGGAGCUGAUGAAGUGGAGAACCGAGGGGCUCGAGCCGGUCUACGCGCAAGCGGUCCAACUGAAGCAGAGGGACGCGGCGACGGGGAAAAUGAGGCCCGCGAACCCGCAGAGCUCGAGGCUCGUGUGGGAGACGUACCUCGCCGGGUUCAAGUCUCUGGGGAAGGUCGCGGUUCGGCUCAUCUUCCUCCACGCCACCUCGUCAGGGGGCGGCGGCUUCAAGUGCAACUGGCCCCUCACGAGGUGGGUGGGUGGGGCCCAGUCCCAUUCGAGGGCGGCAACGGACAGAGCCCAGAAGCUGAUGUUCGUUGCCGCUCACUCGAGGACGGAAAAGCGCGGGGAGUGGGCGAACGACGAGGAGAGGGACGCCGAGCUGUUUUCGCUAGCCAACGGCGAGGACGACGUGCUCAACGAGGUCUAUGUUGAUACAUCUUCUCUUUAGGAGUAACGCUGGCUGGUUGGUUGGCUGGUGUCUUCUUUGUAUUCAUUAUUAUUAUUAGCCCCUAUUCUUUUUUUGUUCAAUCUUUGGAUUCAGAAGCAGUUUUUUUUAGGCCAUUUUCUGUGAAGUUGCAGACGUGCAGGGACAUUUUUUUUGUAACUUAUUUUCUCUUUGAAAUUCUUGACUAUUUAGUUUGGAAUUGUUACAUAUUUCUAUUGAUUGGGGAAGGGUUUUUUUG
Messenger RNA from Cuscuta campestris, 2929 nucleotides. The record is from the annotation of a GenBank genome assembly. Lineage: Eukaryota; Viridiplantae; Streptophyta; Magnoliopsida; Solanales; Convolvulaceae.